Messenger RNA from Peniophora sp. CBMAI 1063, 660 nucleotides. The record is from the annotation of a GenBank genome assembly. NCBI's taxonomy places the organism in Eukaryota, Fungi, Basidiomycota, Agaricomycetes, Russulales, Peniophoraceae.
AUGCCGACACAGUCCCGAGCACAAACAGCGGCCGAUCAGGUGUCGCGGCAGGAGAAGGAUCGAGCGCUCGCGCUCCGCCUCGUGGAUAUCAUCGAGAACGCGAAUCGGCGGGUUGUGCCGAUAGUGAGGUUGUUGCAUAGUAACAUCGAGAAGGCCGAGCAGGAGAAAGACGAAGAGCGGGACGAAGAAAAGUUGGUGGAGAAGUUGCGACCUUUGCUGGAGGAAGCGCAGAAGAUCCUGUUUGAGACGAGCGGCGCAGUCGAGGCAGCGGAUCCCGACGAUCGGAUGAAGAAGCAGGCGGAGAGGAACGUGGAAGACCAUGUUGCCACGCCGGAGGAACAGCGCUUGGCCGCCGCCCUGAAGACCUUGGUCGAGCAAGUAGGCGGGUCGAUCGACUGGUGCAAGGCGAAGUUGGCAAAGUUCCCGCGCGCAGAGCCAGACUUAGGACCAUUGGUGGAGGCGAUGGGCAAGCCAUUAUUUCAAAUCUUGACGGGUGUCGGGCUUCUUCUGCAUGGCGUUUUGACGCUGGUGGAGAACUUACUCGCCGGUAUCGGGUUGCAUAAGCUCGUGAGGUCCAUCGUGGCCCUGUGCGGCUUCAAGGGGUUCAAGCCUAUGGGCCCAGGGAAGUGGAUGGACAAGAGAGGUAUACCUCUAGAUUGA